UUUUAGUUGACGCAUUUAGUUCUUUUGUUUAAACUAUUGAAGUAACACUAAUAAUUCUGAACAAUUAUAUUAUAAUACCUUUAACCAUGAACAAGUUCAUUUAUCUUAUUUUUGCUCUGCUAUGUAUUGUAAAAUUGACUAAAAGUGAUGAAGAAGGAGAAGAACGAAUUGCCAAAGAACAAACUGACGAAUUUAGUAAAACAAGUUCAAAUGUUGCUGCGUCUCUGGAUUCCAUUACGGAUGUUUUAAGUGAUAGUGAAUUUUUGGCAAAAUCAGAUAAUGACAGAGAUGCAUCACGCACAGAAAGAUCGGCAGUGAAUGAUGAUAAUGUAAAAAAAGCAACCGAAAAAUUUGCAGACGAGGAAUUAAAAACAAGUGGUGCUGUUGAUGAUUUAUAUAACAAAGAAAGCAAAAAUGAUAAUGAGAUGGAAUCGAAAAAUGACAAUGAACGAUCAGGUGACGAUUCAUCUGUUUCCAAAUUAGAUGAUAAUUCCGAGUCUAGAAAUGCCGUAAAAAUGGAUGAAAAUCCUGAUAAUGAAUCUAAAGCAGAUGAUAGUUUGGAUAAUGUGCAAAAAUCUGAUGAACCGAUAGACGUUUUGAACAAAAGUGAUAAACAAGAAGAAUCCAGUCUUGAUAACAAUGAUUCACCCAUACUUCGUGAGGGAAUUUCAGCUCCAGAAAACUUAGUAAGAGAAUUUACUUCAGAAGAUACUAUACAAUUAGACAAACCAGAUACCAGUCUAUUAAAUUUUGAAGGUACAAGAAGAAUGUUAAACCCUGUUGUAGACGAAGCUGCUAAAUCAGCUGUAAAAACUGCAGUAAAUGUGGAACAAUAUGUGAAAUCCGUAGCAGAGCCCGAUUAUAUCUCAAGAACUAUUAGUAAUGUUAAUGAUUUUGACAGUCGCCGCAACUAUGCAGGUGAAGUAGAUACCCCGCACAUAUACCAUACACGACUACUACCUGAAACACUUAAUUAUCCUGUACAGCAUUUUCCUAAAACUGUAACACCUGUUAUUGUACAGAAAAUUUCCGAGAAAGAUAUUUUUAGUGCUUUAGAUGCAAAUUCAAGAAAACUAUUAGAAACACCAAUGAAUGGUCUAAGUAAAGAUGUAAGUUCGACUGAGGAAAUAAUUGGAGCUGAUGAUCUGAUGCAUAAUGCUUAUCCUUAUGCAUCUAUGUCGACAAGGAGUGGUCAUUAUCCUCAAGUUAAUAUAAAACCUCAGUUACCAUAUAGUAAUCCAAAUGCAAAUAUAUUCAGACCUAGUAAUCAACAUCAAAUUCCUUAUUAUUCGGAUUUUUACAAACCGUUCAAUUCAAAUUAUUUUAGUCUUGGUCUCGGACAGUCUAAUACCAAUAGAUUUAUUCACUCCGUAACAUAAUAAACCAAAUAAUAAUUUAGUAUUAAAAAUAUUUGUAAGUAAUAAAUAUUUUAAUAAA
Messenger RNA from Galleria mellonella (greater wax moth), 1437 nucleotides. RefSeq names its product clumping factor A-like. The record is from RefSeq and is a predicted model, not a curated record. The transcript has 3 exons. The coding region runs from base 87 to 1379 and encodes 430 amino acids. Lineage: Eukaryota; Metazoa; Arthropoda; Insecta; Lepidoptera; Pyralidae.